This is a messenger RNA of Patella vulgata (common limpet), 6423 nucleotides long. Its product is annotated as beta-secretase 1. The coding region runs from base 254 to 1843 and encodes 529 amino acids. Gene Ontology annotation, molecular function: aspartic-type endopeptidase activity. The record is from RefSeq and is a predicted model, not a curated record. Gene Ontology annotation, biological process: amyloid-beta metabolic process; membrane protein ectodomain proteolysis. Lineage: Eukaryota; Metazoa; Mollusca; Gastropoda; Patellidae. Gene Ontology annotation, cellular component: membrane; trans-Golgi network; endosome. The transcript is spliced from 11 exons.
GUCAUUUCGUUCAGGUUUAUCUAUUUCUUGGUUGGGAAUAUUGGAUUACCGGAAAGAAGAUUGUAUUUGGCAAUAGUGAACAUCAAUGAAAAUGGUUCAAGCCAGUUUUCAUGGAAAUUGAAGUGCAAAUCAAAAGACUAAAAUGGAUUCGCAGGAAGCAAUUUCUAGUUUUAUGAAAAUGAAUGCUGAAAUUUAAUGUUAAAAUAUUUUGUUGAAAUUUUAAGAAAAGUUAGUACUGGUAAAGGUCAACAAUAUGGCAGAAUUUAUCUGUCCCAGAACUAGAAACUAUAAAGGUGAAAGAAAAGAUUUAGUCUUAUUAACGGUUGUUGUGCUAUUUUCUGUUUUUGAACUGUGCUGUUGUCAUGCAAGUGAAAGGAUAUAUCAUGUUCCAUUGAAGAGAUCCAUAGUCACAACAUUAAUGACAGGUUACUCCGUGGAGAGUGACAGACGUGCUAUUGAUAAACGUAGUGCUUCUAAAAAUUUAUAUGGUCACGCUGGAGAAGGCUAUUAUUUGGAAAUGUUGGUUGGAAGCCCUCCACAAAAGAUAAAUGUAUUAGUUGAUACCGGUAGUAGUAAUUUAGCUAUAGCAGCAUCACCAAGUCCAGAAAUAACAACUUACUUUCACAGAGAUCAAUCAAGCACUUAUGUGAAAGAUGGCCGUGAAGUACAUGUACCUUAUACACAAGGUGAAUGGUCGGGUGAACUCGGACAAGAUGAUAUAACCUUGACCUUCUUACCAAAUGUCACAUUCCGUCCAAAUAUUGUUUGUAUAACAAGUUCCCGUAAUUUCUUUAUAAAUGGAUCUGAAUGGCAGGGAAUUGUUGGUCUCGCCUACAGAGUUAUAGCAAGACCUGACAGUUCAUUGACACCAUUUUUUGAUACAUUGAUUGAAGAAAGCAAACUGAACAAUACAUUCUCUAUACAGUUAUGUGGACGUCCAUCGUCAGAUAUUAGCGGCGAUAUAUCGUCAUCUAAUGAUGACAGUAUGGGAGGUUCUAUGACUAUAGGAGGCAUAUCAAGUGACUUAUAUAAAGGUAAUAUAUUUUAUACACCUAUACAAAAAGAAUGGUAUUAUGAAGUUUUAAUAACAGAUAUAGAAGUCGAUCAAGCAAGUCUAAAUUUGGACUGUAAAGAGUAUAAUUUUGAUAAAACAAUAGUUGAUAGCGGUACAACAAAUGUUCGAUUCCCUGACAAAGUUUUUAAAACGCUUGUAGCUCAAAUAACAGCUAAAGUUCUUAAUAUAGAAACAAAAAUACCAGAAACAUUUUGGAAUGGUGAGGAAGUCAUAUGUUGGAAUGAUACUGACGUCCCUUUUAAUGCCUUUCCUACCAUAUCAUUAUCUUUCUUUAAGACUAAAAACUCUAUAUUUAAAUUACAUCUUUCACCACAAAAAUAUCUAAGACUUGUGACAGAUACAUCAUCAUUCAUGUCAGUUAUUUCAAAACUUGAUAAUAUCCCACAAAAAUGUUUUAAGUUUGGUAUCUCAAGUUCCGAAUCAGGAACAGUUUUAGGUGCUGUAUUAAUGGAGGGUUACUAUGUGAUAUUUGAUCGUGAAAAUAAACAGAUAGGUUUUGCAUCUACAACCUGUCCUGCUGUAUAUAACACUGGUUCUACUGAUACCAUACAGGGACCUAUUAUAGUUACAAAGAAUAUUACAGAUUGUUUCUAUGUGAAAUCCACUAAUGACCAGUCAGCUCUGAUGGUAGUAGCUUAUGUUAUGGCUGGAGUUUGUGCUCUCUGUCUACUUCCUCUUAUAAUCAUGGUUAUCCAGUGGCAAUAUAGACGCUCAUGUGGCAAACAGCCUGGCACAGACACAGAUUCCGGCAUUCUCAUCGACAAAUAGAUCAAACGCCAUUUGUUAAAGUUUUAAAAUAUCUAUUGUGCCUACUUGAUUUCAGCAUGUAGGAUGUGCUGCUUGUUGGUUAAACAGCUAUGUGACAAGACCAGAAUUGACCUGAUGUUGUAUGAAGUGUGAAGGUUAUAUGAUAAAUCUUAAUGACACUCAGCUAGUGUAUCCUGUUUCAACUUUAUCAUACAGUUAUCAGUAUUAUUACUCUAUAUCUACACAAUUCCUCAAAACAUAAAUCGUGAUUCUGUGACCAAGGUACAUAAUAAUAGUCAGAAAUGUGUGUUAAUCAGAUACUUUAUAAAAGAAUAUUUUAGUCUCUGUUGCAAGUAAGAAACAGGACCAAGCAUCAAAUUCAGGUUUGGAUUGCUACAUUUUAGUCAACCAUACCAGAUAAAUGCCUUAUUUUCAAACAGCUUUAAAAAAUGUUGAAAUUAUUAAGAAAUUUUCUCUUUUAGGUGUAAAUGUAAGAGCAGUUUUUAAAAAAGCCUUAUUUGACUGAACUCUGUGAAUAUUGUAAAAGUGAGAGUUUACCCACACAGGCCUUGUGCUAUGAUCAAAGAGGGGGGGUUGGAUGGCCGAAUGGUUAGCAAGUUCGCACUGUAUCAUGAGGUCUGUCGUUGAGUCAACUGGUGUGGUUUCGAUUCCCGGUUGUACGUGACAAAUAGUAGGGUUGCCUGUCCAACCCCAUGGGUUUUCUCUGGGUCCUCCGGUUUCCUCCCACUGCUAAAGACCCCUACGCGCAAUCGAAUUAAUGAAAUAAAAUUGAACCAUGUGUAGGGUGACCCACCAUAAAUAAAUAUCUCCAUAUAUCUCGACAAUUACGCCACAAUAUUUAGAUAUAUGCCAAGCCUCAAAUCAGUUUCACACAAUUAUAGUCACUAAAUAAACGAUCAUGUUGUACUUAAUAAGCUAUGACCAUUAAUCACGUAUAAAAAAUAGACUGAAAACUGGUUCCAAGAGUCGUCCAUAACAUCCAGACACUUUUGAGUAAAAGAUAGGUUACGUGCCCUUGUUUUGAAAUUAGUCUCGCUUAACCAGUCUAUCGACCAUUCUACAUCUGAUUGACAGGUCGGGAUAAUCAAGACUACUUUUUUUCGAAACAUAACAGAAAGCUAGAACAAGAAAUUGAAUUUAGAAAUAAGCACGUUAGGUAGCUCAACAAUCAUUUUAAGAAGCUUGUAAAAGUAAAAUGAAUCUACUGCUAGUAUCAUGUUCCUGUCUAACCCGAGUGAUUCAGAGAUAUUAUUUGUACUAAACCAAAAGAUGCCGCUCUUAACGGUACAGUUAAUGAUAAAGCGAUUUAAAAAAUGAAACAAACGUAAUUUCUAAAUCUGCUGUAAUAACCAAGAAGCUUAAUUUUACUGCUAUUCAAAAUCGUCAACAAUAAAUUUUUUACGGCUGUAAUAGUUGAUAGAUUUGUAGAGAAUUGCACGUGCCAUGGCUAUUUAUAGUAUCAUACUGUCAGAAAGUUGGUCUCGGCACGGCGAAUGUGCACGCUUCAGUGGUAGUCUCGAACUAUCAGCGGUGGACUGUAUUUCUGUGAGUACAUGGGUCAACCUACCAUGUGUUAGUCCCGAAAUGACCUAGUUUGUGUCGAGUGGAUGUUAAACCGCAUUUCCCCCUCUCUCUCUCUCUCUCGCUAUGAUCAAAGCCAUAGUCAAGUCGUAUUUGUUAUUUAGUGGUUGAAAUUUAUAUUUUACAGUUCUGUACCAACCUGACUAAUUUAAACGGGUAUAUAUCAUGCAGCUUGCAUUGGGUGAAAUUUUAUUCUACUCUUAUUUCAAUUUCCAACUGUCAAGGGAUCUUUAAUUUGCUGACGAUGGUAUAUUUUCCUCCCAUCCAAGCAACUAGACACCUUUUCACAGACAAGGGGAAACCAUGAGGGACUUUCCCUUCCAACACCAAGAUCGUACCUGGAUUCUCCUCUUGGUUAUUGAGUCUGUGCCAUAUACUCAUUGAGUCAUGGUGGCUUUUAUCCAAAGUAUCAUUCAAAUGUCAUAUGUGUGUAUAAUAUGUACUAGUACUCUGGCUUCAAACAUAUUUUAUCGUUUUUUGCUAAUUUGCAUUUAUAUAUAUAGCUCAUAGGCAUUGAUUAUAUUUUUUAUCACGUACAAUUUUAUGUGUGAUUUUAAGGAGAAGGUAAAUUUCUGAUGUAUGAAGGUUUAUUUGUUUUAAUUAAGUGUAUUUCUAUUCAUGUCUUUAUAUUUAUAUGUAAUGCUCAUAUUUUAUUGGAAGGCAUAAUCAUAUUCUAUCUUAUUAUGACAAUUAUUGUAAUUUAUUAUACAUAUGCAAUGAUAUAUUUGGUGUGAUAUACAUGUACAACAUUACCGUUUCAUUGGCUUGAAUGAAAAACGUAAAAGCGACGACCCAACUCUUUAAGUAGUAUUUUGAUAUGUAGAUGGUAUAGUAAAAUUAUAUAUUCACAUCAUUCUACAACAUUACACUGUCAUUGGCUGAAAUAAAACUCUUAAAGUUGCAAUUUCAUAUUUUCUAAGAAAGUCAAAACAUAAUUAUUUCUAUAUCUUUUGCUCAAUAGGUUGUCAACUCACUAUUAUACGAUCAUAGGUGUCAUUCUCACACUUAAAACUCAUUUACACCGGAAAUAAUGACACAUUACCUCCCAAUUACCUCCCUUGUUUUCUAUUCUCCACCAUGGAGUAGUUAUCUUCAAACGUUUGAAUUUGAAAAUGAAAAUGAUACUUUUGCCAAUUUCUCAACUGGCAAUAGUGAAUUAUAGGAUUAUUCUUUAACAAGGUAGGACUGUUUAUAGAUGCCAUCUAUUUUAAGGCUUUAUUUUAAUAAAUUUUAAAAAUAUAACUUAAAAAUAUGAAAUUGCAACUUUAAAGGCGACGAUCCAGCUAUUUUUAUAUUGUAACAAUAGCUAGACAACAAAGUGUCGGGAAAGGAUGUAUAAAUAAACAUUACAAAUAUAAGUAAUUGAAUGCAUUUAAUGUCUUAUUUAUCUGCUCGAUUCAGGCUAAUGAAGAUGGAUUACAAAUAUAAAUUUAUAUAUUAGAUAUCUCAUUUAAACAUGCGUCUAGUAUUUAUUGUAGCUAAGUUAUAAUUUUAUUGAAGAUAUGGCGGGAAAUGUAAUACAGAGGGUGAUCCCAAAAAAAGCAAAACCCCAUAAAAAUUUUAUUAAAUCCAACAAAGGUCCAGCAAAUUUCAAAUGUCUUGCCUUUGGUUGACUGAGACAUAUUGGUGAAGACUAUUGUUCCAAUAUUCCAUGCACAAAGUCAACUUGUAUACCCUGAAAAAAAAAAGAAGAAAAAUUAAAAUUAAAAGUUUUGUAGGUUCUGGGGUUUUUUUUGGUCACCCUGUACAUAUUGAUAGAUAAUGUCAAAUUUAAUAUUUUUUAAUCAAAUUGGCAGCGAUUGGACAUGUUUGUAACUGUUAUUGUUUUAAUUGUGAAAUUCAUAACUGAAUUAUGUUAUUUAAAGAAUUUUGUAUUAUGUAAAUAUCAACCUUUGAUCCAGAAGAAUGAUGUAUGUAAAACAAUAAAUAUUUUGAAAAUUACAUAUAAUGUAUAUAACACUAGUAUAAGACAAUAGAUUGUGGUAGAGAAUAAUUUGAUAGCAUUCCGGUUUAAAUUAAAUGUUGAUUAUGUUUAUUUUUUGGUAUAAUACAUUGUACUGAGAUUGAUUAUUUAAUAUCUAAUUAUGAAAACAAAAUAUCAAGGACAGAUAAUCUCAUUUACUAUAUCUUUGUAAAUACUGAAAGGAGUUGAACCACUGAUUUCUCUUUCAAAGAUUAAAUUUGCAAAGUAUUUUAGUUUUGCAAGGGAUUCAGAGUCCCUCAAACGACAAUCAGCUUUAAUGAUAAACUAGUUUUUUACCCGAUGCUUCAAGGGUUGUGCCCGUAGCUCCGAAACUAGCCUAAGUUUAUCCCUGGUUCGAGUAUGAUAUCAGGACCACUGGAUCUUAAGGAUCAUAUGACACCAGGGCAAUUGGAUCUUAAGGGUCAUAUACCAGGACAAUUGGAUCUUAAGGGUUAUAUGAUACCAGGGUCGUUUGAUACCAGGACAUUUGGAUCUUAAGGGUCAUAUGAUGCCAUGAUCAUUUGAUACCAGGGCCAUUGGAUCUUAAGGGUCAUAUGAUGCCAUGAUCAUUUGAUACCAGGGCCAUUGGAUCUUAAGGGUCAUAUGAUACCAGGGCCAAUAGAUCUCCGGGCUAUUUGAUACCAGACCACUGGAUCUCAGAAACUGAGCAAUAUAGAAAAGUAAUUUCCAAUGCUUUACAUGUAUGUGCUUUGGCUAUUUUAAGUCAAGAAUUGUGCUUAAAUGAGUGUAAUCUGAUAUUGUUAUUGUUAUAUAUCUCACAUGUAUAUUAUUAAAGAUAAUCUUGUAGGAAUGUAUCUUUAAAUAAAAGAUAAUGCACAAAUGAACAAAAUUGCUUCCAUUAAUAAAUAAAUUAAAUAUUGUAUUAUUUUAAACUCUGUAUAAAUAGGUGCAUGUUACCUUGCUGUCCCAUGAAUAAGACAGGGCCCAUGAGAGGGUGAGGGCAGCUGGGAGACUGAAAGGCCCGGAGAUAUGUAGAUUAAUGUUGGUAUAAAUUAAUAAAGACAAUACACUGUUA